AUGGUAACUAAAGACAGCAGAAAGAUGUCCACCGCAACAGAUGAACAGAGAAAUUUGAUCGAACAGUUGAUGGGCAAAGAAUCCAACCGCCUUUUUAAACGCGACUUAGGACUGUAUGAUCCCAAAGUAUGCAAAUGUUAUCUCGUAGGCGAAUGUCCUUACGAACUUUUCCAAGGAACAAAACAAAACUUUGGAAAAUGCCCUCAAAUACAUUUAGCAAAGUACAAGUUGGAAUUCCAACGAAAUGUCAAGAAAGGCCUUACAUACCCUGAUUUUGAACGAGAAUACUACGCUGUACUUAACAAGUUUAUUAAAGACUGUAAUGGUCAGAUUCAAACAGCCCUCAAAAAGCUAGAACAUACGCCAGAAGAACGGGCCAGAAUUAAGCUAGUAACUAAAGAAUUAGAUGUCGUGGAUUCAAAAAUAGCUUUAAUGAUUCAAGAAAUUGAUGUAUUGACCAGAUCCGAUGAAGUUGUCAAAGCUAUGGUCCAAUCACUAAAACUCCAAACGCUCAGAAAAAAUCGCCAAGAAUUAGCACGAAAGGUCCGUGAUAUCACAGAAAACGUUGGUCAAAGUGCUCAGCAAAAGCUUCAAGUCUGUAAGGUAUGUGGUGCAUAUCUUUCUCGCUUGGACACUGAUAGGAGAUUAGCAGACCAUUUUCUAGGUAAAAUACACCUUGGGUAUGUGAAAAUGAGGCAAGCAAUGGAGGAGCUAAAACGGAAUUUUCAACGGAGAGGAGAUGACAUAGUUCAACUUAAUUCCAAUACACCAUUGCUCAAAAAUGUUCGUGGUGAAAAUUCGCUAUCUGCUACCAGUGCUAAUAUUCAUUAUUCUGGUCGCUCUAUUUCUCAUAGCUACCCGCGCUCAGGUGCAAAUAGUGAUAGGUAUAAGUCACGCGGGUAUCGCCCAUACUGA
Eremothecium cymbalariae DBVPG#7215 is the source of this 915-nucleotide messenger RNA. RefSeq names its product Luc7p (gene LUC7). Lineage: Eukaryota; Fungi; Ascomycota; Saccharomycetes; Saccharomycetales; Saccharomycetaceae. Gene Ontology annotation, cellular component: U1 snRNP; U2-type prespliceosome. The record is from RefSeq and is a predicted model, not a curated record. The transcript has a single exon. Gene Ontology annotation, biological process: mRNA splice site recognition. The coding region runs from base 1 to 915 and encodes 304 amino acids. Gene Ontology annotation, molecular function: mRNA binding.